UGUGUCUAAGCGAUUGAAAAAAGUCGAUGUAAACAGUAGCACUAGCCUAUGUCAAUGAAAUGUAGGCAAUUAACUGUUGGCUACAAUAUAAUUCAUCGCGAGUUUACAAACUGAGGUGUUUUUGUGAACAUUCCCUACUGCACUUGCGAGAGCCGCGACAUCGAACUAGUUAGUUGCCUAAUCAUGAAGAGGCAAACUGCACGAAUUGGCGCUCAUCCCAAAGCUACAUAGGAAAAACAAAACGUUUGCAGGAUAAGCUUUGGAAAAUAAGACUCGGCACUGCUGAAUCAAAUGGAAAAUACAUUGCAGAUGACUGGGCUCGCUCCCUCCCUAAUGCUUCUCUUUGUCGGAUGUCGGUCACAUCAAACCCUGUGCGUAAAUCAUUCUAGAAGGGGACUACAGCAAGAACAGAACAGAUUUGAAAAAAUUGUUGACAGAGGGAUGGGGCGACGUCGGUGUUCUCUCCAGACAUUUAUAACUCUCCUUCCAAAAGAAGACGCGUUUGCACAUUGUCAGCGAAGAUUACCUUACUUGCUGCUUGGAAAACCAACCUACAUGGACUACUCGAAGUUACAGUGAACCAUUCUCUCUUCAUUCUAAUACGGAAAAAGUGCAAAGUAGGCAACAUGAUCGACCUUUUCUGAAGAAAGCGCAUAGGUGUAUGUGACGGUGACAUAUGUGAGACAAGUCGCGCGCAUUAGGGUAAAUUUUGUCAUCCGUGUUGCGAUAAUGUGACGACGGUCAUCGUUUUUCAAAUACCAUUUGCUUAAAAAAUAUUAGGAUAUAUAAAUAGCCUAUGUAUAUAUUCACUUUGCAAAAUAAGCGGUGAUUUCACAGCAAUAAGGCUGCAACUGCACAAGUGGGGACAAGAAGGCAACGUCGACCAACUCAAAGGAGCAGAAUCUUCUCAUCAUCAAGGAUUUCAACGAUGUAGACAGCCUUCAGCCCACUCAUUCAUCUUCCACAGCAGGGCAAAGAAAAGAUCUGUUGCCCUGUCUUGCAACAUUGAACAUAUCGGAGGAAAUGUUUCGUAGACGGAUACAGUCUUUAAAAAACAUAUAUUACAGGAAUUAAACGAUUGUGUCACCUAGCAGGUACUGUAGUUCUAACAUUAGUUGUGGCCUAUUGUGACUGCAAUGAAAACCCCAAAGAAGGUAUGAGAUAACAUGACAUUUACAUGUAAUUCUACACACAUUUAUGAAAGGUCAGCCACAUUCUGGGACAAAUACACAUUUCUCAUCAAUUGUUUUCUCGUGAUACAUCUUUACAGUUUUUUCAGCUGUGAUGCAUAUUCCACCAGAAUAGUUAAUUUAUGUUGAUCUGGCAUUGUGACGGUGUGAUCACAUUUCUACAACGCAUCAUUAGUUUGAUACUAGAUGUCAUUGGAUUUGAUCAGUUUUUGAUCAAAGUUUUUUUUUUAAUGUUAAUUGGGAAUUAACGAUACUUACUACCUUUUGUCAUCUGUUUGGCCUUAGUAAGGGAAUACUUUUUCUUUUACAUUAUCUGAACUACAUAAUCUAGUGAGCAUGUUUUUACAUAUUUUGCAAAUAUCCAGUCACAAGACCUUUUCCCUGCUAUGAUAAGCUUAAAGCUGCUCUGCCUUUGAAGAAUGGGCACUUACCUUUAAUUUUCCUUCCUCAGCAGACCAGAGAGGAGUAAGAGAUGACCCAAGUCUUGUCAGUAAAGCCCUCCCUGGACCCAGAGGACCCCCUUCUCCUGCAAAACCAGCACUUACGGGAGCACUGCACCAAGACCUCCAAAGCCACUCCCAUGGAGUCAGGGGGCCCUAACAAGCAGCUGGUGGAGGAGCUCCCCUGUAGGCGAGUGCCAGACCAUAUGACUAUGUCGAGGAUUGCCUAUAUUAAAAGGAAGUACGUGGAGGAUGAAGACUCAUACAUCACUUUUAGGAGCUACUGUAAAACUAUGGCACCAGUGCUCGAGGAGCGCGCGCAAGUGCUCCGGCUCUCCCUGGAAAAACUGCGUUUCAUUGACUACCCUGAGUCCUUCCUCCGGCGCUCUGUCCUGGUCAACAACCUUCUGCAUCGCCUCCGUGCCGAGAUACUGCUCCAGAGCGACUGGGGCCUGCCACAGAGCCUGAGGGUCCCCGCCGCCUUCCCCUCAUAUCUCAUCGCACCAGCUGAUGCGACCACGCCCUACCUGGCCUUUCAUGGUUCUCUGCCCCCACCCUGCCUGACCGCACAGGGAUCCCCCUUACGCAAGCGGUUCCGGCUGAUCCGUGGAGGGGAGCUUCAGCCCGGGUGUGUCCAGACUUGUGGAUGCCUCUACACGGCUGUAGCAGACCAAUACCUCCAUUUACCCUUUUCAGUGUACAAAACUGUGGUUAACAGCUGCUCCUCUGCCCCGCACUCCGCCUCUUCUUCAUCCCCCUCUCUCUUCCAACUAGGGUCUGGUGAGAAUAGACUGGGAGUGGAACUCGAUGUAGAGGAAGAGGGCGAAGACGGCGACGAGGAAGAAGAGGAGGAAGAGGACAGGGAAAUGAGAACAGCCAGACUUCAGAUGGCAUCCAUAGAGCGGCCAAGGCCGAGGAGCAGGACUAGGACCUUACGACUAAGAAGAAGAAAAGAAGCAGGGGAUGGUGACAGGGGAGAAGUGACGGGGGAUACAAAGGGUGACUUUACUAGAAACUGAGGAGUCACAGAAGGGGACUGGUUGAUUUAUGUGGUCCUUGUAAGAUUAUUAAAAGGAACUUACUCUCUGGUAAAGUUACUAUGUUGGGAUUCAAAUACUUUAAGUGAGCUGCAGCUUAGCUUUGCACUGUCUCUAUAAACCCCCUCAGUACAAAAGAGGAAUUGAGGCUCUACUAUUGGUAAAUCUAGACCUUAUUAAACUGUCUAUGAAAUUGAGAGUAGGUUGAGUUGAGAUAUAUCAAAUGUAGCAUAUUAAAACUUCAUAUUUAAAGCAGUUUUGAACAGGUUUGGGAUAAAAGUAGUUCCUGUUGAUUGGUAUAGGCAGAUGUAGUUAGCAGGAGUCUCGGGCUAUUGACAUGUUGACAAGGAUGAGACAGUAUUCUAUGCUAGAGCAAACUAUUUUGGGAAUUGCUGUGAGACACAACAGUCAAAACAAAACAUCUGUUUUUCACCAACAACAAAAAAACACGUGGUGCCUUUUUAUUUUUUAUAUUCUUCUGUAAUAGAGUACUGUUCUGUGCUUGUUCUUGUGACUAUGUGUCUUGCAUUUCAAGUGACUGCAUCACACCGAUACCAAAGGACAGGUAAAAUAGCUGGAAAACAAUUCUCUGAAAGAUUCCUAUUCCGCAGACGUGAGGUCACUGCACUUACCGUAUGCUUGAUCUUACUUCCUGUCAAAGCACAACCUAACCCAACGACACACAAAUGACAUGCAGACCAUUGACCUGGUUUGAGAAUUAGUAGUUUGUGAAAAACAUUUUAGAAUUUACAGAAAAUCCCUACUUCAAAGGGAUAACUCAAUUUACUUGUACUUCAGAACCCACUAAAGUAAAUAAUUGAAAUGUACUUUUGAAUAUGUUGCACAGCUUGAUAUUUAACUCAGCAGAGAAGCAAAGUGCAGAAAUGCAGGGGUCAGAUGGCUGAGUGGUUAGGGAGUCGGGCUAUUCAUCAGAAGGUUGUUGGUUUGAUUCCCGGGCCGUGCAAAAUGACGUUGUGUCCUUGGGCAAGGCACUUCACCCUACUUGCCUCGGGGAGAAUGUCCCUGUACUUACUGUAAGUCGCUCUGGAUAAGAGCGUCUGCUAAAUGACUAAAUGUAAAUUGCUCGUUUGAGUUAAGGCAGUCGACCGCUGUGUGAUCAAUCCCAGUAUACAAUUUAUACAAGUCUUUGCAACAGAACAUGUCAUUAAUUCACAAUCAUAGAGCUAGUACAGUAAAAAACUGCACAGUAAUGAAACCUAAUACAAAUUUGACAUUUGAUCUUAAAAGAAAGUCUACAGACAUUUGUAAAGAUAUAGUUAUUUCAACACACGAAAUGUCUGUAGGUCUUUACUCCUGUGAGUCCCUCUGCUCUACAGAAUGGAUAGGAUCAUUACCUUGUCAUUAAGUUAGUUUCCUUUUAAUUACUGAAAUUGAGUCUGUAGAGCAUGGUAUGGAUCACCAUUUGUAGAUAAGAGACAUGGAAAAUUGGGUUUGAUAAAAUUGAACUGGAUUCACAUAAAUUUUGGUUUUGCAUGCAAUUUUGUUCUUUGUCAUUUUUGUUGUUUGCAAAGUGCUUUUCUAGAAUCUUAAAAAAUGUGGAACAAAGUCAUGCAAAAGGGAAAAAGCAAUACACAUAUUUCAAGAUAAAGCUAUUUUGACGUAAU
Messenger RNA from Osmerus eperlanus (European smelt), 4292 nucleotides. It is a transcript of the gene sertad4, whose product is annotated as SERTA domain containing 4. The transcript has 4 exons. The coding region runs from base 1663 to 2649 and encodes 328 amino acids. The record is from RefSeq and is a predicted model, not a curated record. NCBI's taxonomy places the organism in Eukaryota, Metazoa, Chordata, Actinopteri, Osmeriformes, Osmeridae. Gene Ontology annotation, cellular component: nucleus.